Pristis pectinata (smalltooth sawfish) is the source of this 1171-nucleotide messenger RNA. Its product is annotated as sperm flagellar protein 2-like. Bases 104 to 1171 code for a protein of 355 amino acids. Gene Ontology annotation, biological process: sperm axoneme assembly. NCBI's taxonomy places the organism in Eukaryota, Metazoa, Chordata, Chondrichthyes, Rhinopristiformes, Pristidae. The record is from RefSeq and is a predicted model, not a curated record. The transcript is spliced from 7 exons. Gene Ontology annotation, cellular component: manchette; sperm midpiece. Gene Ontology annotation, molecular function: protein binding.
GGUGACGGACCGUGUCCUGGUGACGCGCAGCGAGGGGCUGGGCCUGUUUCCAAGGACGCUGUCUCCAUGGUGACGCCGCAAGCGGAGGCCGGAGGCCACGAAAAUGACGGAGAUUCUGUGCCGGUGGCUGAACGACGAGCUGAGGCUGUCCCGGAGAGUGGAGCCCAGAACAUUUGCAAAAGAGUUUUCCACAGGCUACCUGAUUGGAGAGAUUCUCAACAAGCACCAGCUUCAAGGGGAUUUUGAUCAGUUCUCCCAGGGCAGAAAUGCAGCUUCUCAGCUCAAUAACUUUCAGCGCCUGUUACCCACUCUGCAGCUCUUGGGGGUGAUGAUCAGUGACAAUGUGGUGAAGGCACUCAUUGAGGAACAGCAUGGAGUGGCCACACGCCUCCUGUAUCAGAUCUACAUUGCACUCCGCAGGAAAGAGAAUGCCCAUCUCUCCAAACUGGCGAUGGAAACCAUGAGACCUCCUGCAGCAGCCAAACUCGCAAGCAUCAGUGCUGAGAUGUACAAAGAGCGUCUGAAGUCAAUGAUCCCCCGUGAGGUUGACGUGGUCCUGCGUAGAGUUUCCGACCGCUGCGUGGCUAAAGACAAGGAGAUUGAGAAGGAGGCGACCCUUAAGGAUGAGCAGGAGCUGCAGAAACAACACAGUGUUCAGGAAGAGCAGCAGACCCAAAACCUGGAAAAGCUGCAUAAAGCAAAGAGGAAGAACAAAGAGUUGAUGGCAAAAAUCCAGGCAACGUUCAUCCCCAUCUCCAAGAAGGUGCCACAAGAAAUGGCAAGAGCCAUUCAGAAACGCAAGCAAGAGCUGAGGAAGAAGGAAGCUGAGAUGUUCACCAGUGAGAUCACAAAGUUUGAAAAGAUAUUGAGGAACCUGACGCCUGCUGGAGGUGAGGAGGAGAGUCCGAGACAGACAGAAUUACUUGAAAGUCCUGGGAAUGAUCUCAGCAGGGACGAAGAGAAGCUGGGCCUGUUCUUCCAGGAGCAGGGAAUGUUAAAGGUGAUUGGUAGAGUUGUUUACGGUUCCAAAAGGCUUGAACAGAACAAAAAGGAAAUUAUUUCCAGUGGCAGGAAGGUGGUGAAUCAGACCGGGAUUGUGCCUGAGGGUGGGGACUUGCAGGGGGUGGACGGGGGGAGGUCACAAGCCAGUGCUGUGACCUGUUUGAAAUGA